Leopardus geoffroyi (Geoffroy's cat) is the source of this 708-nucleotide messenger RNA. Its product is annotated as translation initiation factor IF-2-like. NCBI's taxonomy places the organism in Eukaryota, Metazoa, Chordata, Mammalia, Carnivora, Felidae. The record is from RefSeq and is a predicted model, not a curated record. The coding region runs from base 1 to 708 and encodes 235 amino acids. The transcript has 4 exons.
AUGGACAAGAACGGCCGCAACGCCAGCAGACGGGAGGUAGACUCGGAAUCCAGGUUCAAGGAGGACAUUGUGACUGCUGCCAGGGAGGCAACAUCCUCUCUGAACCUCAGUCUCUGCGUCUGUAAGAUGGGCAGCAUGGGACCUGGCUCCCUCGCUGGAGGCUGUGAUGCAACCUCUUGGGGCCAGGGCUGGUGUGAAGUAUUCCGCACACUCCCAGAGUUUGGGGCAGAACCUGGUGUGCGACGGGCGAGGAGACCGUGCGGUCCAGGGCUGAACCCCGCUCCCGCACCCCAGCCCGGCCACGAGGCGGCCCCCGGGGCGGGCGGCGGCUCGGGAGGCGCCUCCCCUGGGCGCGGCGGCCGCAGGGCGGGCCCGGGGAGCCGGCGGGGCCCGGGGUCGGGGGGCCCCCGCGGCGGCACAAAGAGGCCCGCCGCGGCAGUUUUGAAAAUACCGAGGAAGUGGAUCUGGGCCGGGGCCCAGGGAGUGACGACGAGGGAGGGAGCGCGCGCCAGCGAGCAGGGGGGAGGCGGGAGGCGGGGAGCGCGGGGCGCGGGCCGGCCGCAGACCUCGCCGGCCUCCAGCGGGAAGAGCGCGGGCGGCGGCGGCGGCGGCGGGAUGGGCGGCCCGGCGCCCCCCGGCUGCGACCCCGCGGACCCUCCCCUCGGCGCGCCGCCUCCGCAGCCCGGCGCUCGAGCGGGCGGCGCGUAG